UUCGCUCCGCACAGCGCCAGCCACAUGGACUCCACAUUGAACCGCCGACGAAGCCGCAGCGCGAUCCAGAAGAGCGCCACCGACUACCGCGUCCCGACGAGCUCGUACACGGACGCCUACGCCACCAAUCUUCCGGUGCGCCGCGUCCAGGCCCUCGUCGUCGGCUGCGGCGUCGCCGGCAGUGCCGCGGCGCUGCGCCUCGCAUCCGAAGGCGUCCGCGUCACGAUGCUCGGCGCCGCAUUCGACCCGGCCAACUGCAACAGCUACUGGGCCCAGGGCGGCAUCAUCUACAAGUCAACGGACGACUCGCCCGAGCUCCUCUCGUCCGACAUCCACCGCGCCGGCGCCGGCGUGUGCCAUGACCCGGCCGUGCGCAAGGUCGCGACCGAGGGCCCGCGCUGCGUCGAAGAGCUGCUCUUGGACGUGUCCAAGGUGCCGUUCGAGCGGGACAGCAACGGCAACCUCGCGCUGACGCUCGAAGCGUCGCACAACCGCGCCCGCAUCCUCUUCAAGGCCGACCACACGGGCAAGGCCAUCACCACCAGCAUGCAGGCCGCCGUGAUGGCGCACCCCAACAUUGAGCUGCUCACGGGCCGCGUGGUCUUUGACCUCGCGCUCAACGACGCGGGCGACUGCGUCGGCGCCGUCCUCAUUAACGCGUCGACGAACGCGAUGGAGGUGCUGCAUGCAGACAUGACGCUACUCGGCACGGGCGGUCUCGGCGACAUUUACCGCAACACGUCCAACCCGGAAGGCGCGCGCGGCGAAGGCGUGGCCGUGGCGGCCCGCGCGGGGGCCCGCCUCAAGAACAUGCAGUACGUGCAAUUCCACCCGACGACGCUCUACAUUCCUGGCGAGCGCCGGUUUCUCUUGACCGAGGCGCUGCGGGGCGAAGGCGCCAAGCUGCGCACGAAAGCCGGGCGCUUCUUUGCGACCGACUACCACCCGAGCGGCGAGCUCGCGCCCCGGGACGUGGUCGCGCGCAUGAUUCUGAGCGAGAUGGACAAGACGGGCGACGACUGCAUGUACCUCGACAUCUCGCACCUCGACAGCGACUGGCUCCAGACCCGGUUCCCGACCAUCUACGCGCACUGCCUCGCGCGCGGCAUUGACCUCACCAAGGAGCCGAUGCCGGUCGUGCCAGCCGCCCACUACCACUGCGGCGGUAUCAAGGUCGAUCUCAGCGGCCGAACGAGCGUCCCGCGGCUGUACGCGGCGGGCGAAGUGAGCUGCACGGGCAUGCACGGCGCCAACCGCCUCGCGUCGACGUCGCUGCUCGAGGCGCUCGUGUGGGGCUGUGCUGUCGCGUCCGACUACUUGAAUUCGGACAAGACGACGACGACUGCCGAGUCGGUGCGCAUCCCGGCGCUGUCGUUGUCGGCGACGGCGUCGGCGUCGACGACCGACGUGCAGUCGGUGCUCAGCGAGCUGCAAGCCAUUAUGUGGGACCACGUCGGCGCGACGCGGACCACGGACGGUAUGCGCGCCGGCGUCAAGAAGCUUUUGGCGCUGGAAGCGUCGGUCGAUCGUCUCUGCGCCGACGUUCGCCUCGACGCGACGCUGGUCGGCGUCCGCAACGCGCUCAAGACGGGCAAGUACAUUGCUGAGGCGGCGCUCGCGGCGCCCAUCUCGGUCGGCACGCACCACAUUGUGAGCGACGACCCGGUCAGCGACAGCAACAGCGAUGACUCGGAAGGCGACGAAGCGUCGUAAUGGCCCAGCGACAUUAUAUAUAUGGUAUUAAAAAUGUAUGACGAUCUGUAGCUGUAUGCAACCCUG
Saprolegnia parasitica CBS 223.65 is the source of this 1779-nucleotide messenger RNA. Its product is annotated as L-aspartate oxidase. Bases 25 to 1713 code for a protein of 562 amino acids. Gene Ontology annotation, molecular function: L-aspartate oxidase activity. The record is from RefSeq and is a predicted model, not a curated record. NCBI's taxonomy places the organism in Eukaryota, Oomycota, Saprolegniomycetes, Saprolegniales, Saprolegniaceae. The transcript has a single exon. Gene Ontology annotation, biological process: NAD+ biosynthetic process.